AUGGGAAGAAAGACCAUUUUACUUCUGAUUAUGGGGGUUCUUGGGGCAUAUUAUGUUUAUAUACCUGUCCCAGAUAACAUUGAGGAGCCAUGGAAACUAAUGUUGGUUAACACAUAUAUGAAAACUUCAACAGAUUUGGUUCUGUUUAUUGAACUAUUGGGAAUCAACCAUGCCAUGAACAUUGUAAUGUUCUUUAUGAGCUUUCAAGAAGUCCCACCCACAUCUGAUGAAAAUGUCACUGUGAUGGAGACAACUUUCAACAAUGUUCCUGUCUGCAUAUAUGUACCAAAAUGAAAGCCGGAGAGACUAAGAAGAGGCUUAUUUUAUAUUCACGGUGGUGGUUGGUGUUUGGGGAGUGCUGCUUUGCUUAGUUAUGACUUUCUGUCAAAACAGACAGGGGAUAGAUUUGAUGUUGUUGUCAUUUCAGUCAACUACAGACUAGCCCCUAAAUAUCACUUUCCAAAUCAAUUUGAAGACGUAUAUAAUGCAUUAAAGUGGUUCUUACACCAAGAUGUUCUUGAUAAAUAUGGUGUGGAUCCUGAAAGAAUUGGAAUUUCUGGAGAUAGUGCUGGAGGGAAUUUAGCUGCAGCAGUGACUCAACAGCUCAUAGAUGACCCGGAUGUCAAGAUCAAACUCAAGACCCAGUCUUUAAUUUAUCCUGCUCUUCAGACUCUUGAUAUGGAUUUACCAUCAUAUUGGGAAAAUUCACACUUUCCACCUCUGCCCAAAUCACUGAUGGUCAGGUUCUGGAGUGAAUACUUUACCACGGACAAAUCACUUGCAAAAGCUAUGCUCUUCAAUCAACAUGUACCAGUGGAAUCAAGCCAUCUGUUCAAAUUUAUUAAUUGGAGUUCUUUGCUCCCUGAGAAGUUUAAGAAAGGGCACUUUUAUAACAGUCCAACUUAUGCGUCUGAGUUGGCUAAAAAAUAUCUAGGAUUUCUCGAUGUGAGGGCAUCCCCCUUGUUGACUGAUGACAACAAAUUGCGAAGUUUACCCUUGACCUAUGUCAUCACCUGUCAAUAUGAUGUCUUAAGAGAUGAUGGAAUCAUGUAUGUCACCUGACUUCAGAAUGCUGGAGUUCAGGUGACCCAUAACCAUAUUGAGGAUGGAUUCCAUGGAGCACUUUCCAAUUAUGCACUUAAAAUUACACAUAGAGUAGAAAAUCAGUAUAUGAGUUGGCUAAGUGAAAAUCCAUAG
This is a messenger RNA of Panthera uncia (snow leopard), 1197 nucleotides long. RefSeq names its product arylacetamide deacetylase (gene AADAC). Gene Ontology annotation, molecular function: serine hydrolase activity; triacylglycerol lipase activity. Gene Ontology annotation, cellular component: endoplasmic reticulum membrane. Gene Ontology annotation, biological process: positive regulation of triglyceride catabolic process. NCBI's taxonomy places the organism in Eukaryota, Metazoa, Chordata, Mammalia, Carnivora, Felidae. The record is from RefSeq and is a predicted model, not a curated record.